AUGUAUAACAUUGCAGGCCUCCGGGGGAUGCAGUAUCCUCGUGAGGGUAAUGUAUUUCAGGCCAAAGACUAUGCCUACUACAAUCAACAAUACGCAUCAUCAUCCUACCAGAAAGAACACGACAUGAACCCAGCUCUUAUCGUCCAACCCAAGGAUGACGAUGAUGUUGUUAGAGCUGUUCGAUGGGCUCGAGAGAACAAAGUGGCUGUCGCUGUUAAGAGUGGCGGACAUCAAUACAGCGGCGCAUCCUCGACCGGUGGAAAGAAUAUUCAGAUCGACCUUACCAACACUUACAAAGAUAUGAAGGUGUUGCCUUCUCAAAAUCUUCCUGAAGACAGAGCACUAGUCUUUGUCGGCGUCAGCAAUCAGCUUCAAGACUUCAAUGCUUACCUCAAACACAACGAUCUCUUCGUUCCGCACGGCCAAUGCGCCUAUGUCUGUGUUGGGGGUCACGGUCAGACAGGCGGAUAUGGUCAACUUGGCCGCAGCUUUGGCUUGUUCGGUGACCACAUCGUAGGCAUCCGAAUCGUGGACUUCAAUGGCGACAUCAAGGAAGUCACUGAGAAAAGCGACUCAGAACUCUUCAACGCUAUCCGUGGUGGCAGUCCCGGCAACUUCGGCAUCAUAACUCACUAUGUAGUGAAUGUCUACCAGGCCGAAAGCUACAUCGGAAAAGUAGCGGGACCCAACGGCAUCAAAGGACCAUAUGGUCUGAAAGGUAUCUGGCUUUACGACGGCUCGAUCCUGAAGAAGAUACUCACCAUCCUUGCCAAGAUGUCCGACGAUCCAGACCUUCCUGAAAAUUUCGAUCUGUGCAUCAGUGUUCUCAGCACUGAAUUUCCUGUCACCAUGCUCUUUCCGUCGAUGAAGGAUGAUACGCUCUGGCAAAAGGUUCAACAAAGGAUAAAGUCAGUGCUUGCGUCUGAAGUACUAGAUCUUCUCAAUGGCUCUUUCCCAGCGGUGAUCGUAGUCUAUGCUCAAUGGUGUCCAACAUCGAAGAGUGACAGGUAUGACGAAACGGUCGAUAACUGGUUCAAGCAAUUCUGGGAUCUUCGAAACGAUCGUCACUAUCUUCACAUUGAUGAUUUCGGUAGAGCAUCGCCAGUGGACAUGGCGACGAUGACAGGGAAGUGGAUCUUCCCCAAGAAGAGAGAAUUCGAUCUUCCAUAUGUCAAACGUACUUGGGCAACAAACUCCAGGACACUCUCGACUAACGGCUGGGUUGACGACGUGGUCAAGCGACUGGAUCUGAUACUUGACCCGCAGCAGAAGCUCGGUGAUGACAAGACAGACUUGGAGAGAGACAUAUACGACCAUUGCAAACUCUCGGUCCAGAUUCAGGCCUUCGGAGGCGAGAAAUCAAAAUACUUCAUGAACAGAAACAAUGGCGCUGCCUACAGCUGGAGAGAUUCGACCAUGGUCCAGGUCAUCGACUGCUUCCAUGAUGAGAAUGGGAGAAAGUUCGCUGAUAACUGGCAAGCGCAGAAUGACAAAGUCAUGGUCGGACCAGACAGCAAUUUCAGCAAGAUGGACAAGCGUAUGUUGUGGGGCUCUCACGGUGACUGGGAUUUGUCCAAGCCUGAGGUUUGGAAGACCUACUACGAGGACGAGGACAAGUAUCGAAGAAUUGGAAGAGUCAGAGGCAGGAACGACCCUAAUGGCACGUUCACUGCCAACCCGUUUGCCGUCAAGGCUGUAAAGGCUGCCAAGCUGUAG
Molecule: messenger RNA, 1716 nt
Organism: Aureobasidium melanogenum CBS 110374
Lineage: Eukaryota; Fungi; Ascomycota; Dothideomycetes; Dothideales; Saccotheciaceae
Product: FAD-binding domain-containing protein
Exons: 1
Coding region: 1-1716 (571 amino acids)
Molecular function (GO): oxidoreductase activity; FAD binding
Source: RefSeq, a predicted model, not a curated record